GUGUGUGUCGCAGCGAUGGCGGCGGCCCAGACGGAGGCGGAUGGCGCGCGUUCGGUCAUGGCCGGAGCCGCGGGCCCUGCUGCCAUGGGCGACGUGGGGCCCGUAAGCGCCGCCACGGCCGAGCUGGGGAACGCGGGCCCCGCCGCGGACGGUGCGGAAUGCGGGGCGGGCGACGCCGUGGUGGCGGAGGAGCCGCCGGCGCCGCCGGCGCUGCCGGGGCUGCGGCUGGUGCAGCAGGGCGCUGAGGCGCACGUGUACCGCGGGCUCUUCCUCGGCCGGGCCGCCGUGGCCAAGCUCCGCGUCCCGAAGCGCUACCGACACCCCGCGCUGGAGGAGCGCCUCAGCCGGCGCCGCAUGGCCCAGGAGGCGCGCUCGCUGCUGCGGUGCCGGCGGGCAGGGAUUCCAGCGCCAGCGGUCUACUUUGUGGAUUAUGUUACCAAUUCCAUCUAUCUUGAAGACAUUGUAGACUCAAUUACUGUUCAGGAUCAUAUUUAUUCUGUACAAAAGAGUGGAAGUGAUGCCAGCGGCCUCCAUAAGUUAGCAGAGAAGAUGGGUGAGCUGUUAGCAAGGAUGCACGAUGAGGAUAUUAUCCACGGGGACCUCACCACUGCCAAUCUCCUCCUGCGGCCACCCACGGAGAACCUGGACCUGGUGUUGAUAGACUUUGGACUCAGUUUUAUUUCAGGCCUUCCAGAGGAUAAAGGAGUUGAUUUGUAUGUUCUGGAAAAAGCCUUCAUUAGCACUCAUCCAGAUACUGAAGCAAUGUUCCAAGCUCUGCUAAAGACCUACGCAGCCACGUCUAAAAAAUCAGGUCCUGUGAUCAAAAAGCUGGAUGAGGUUCGGCUAAGGGGAAGGAAGAGAUCCAUGAUUGGGUAGAAGAGAGUGGGGUUAGGGAUGGAGAAAUAGUAGGUUUUGCAAAGAGGGUUAUUUAUAUUUCUAGUUGGUUUUAUUUCGCAGAUCAGUAUUUUGAUAACUGUGUCUUCAAAUAAAUAAACUUGAAAGAGUUUUAAGUGUCAUCAAGUAACUGAAGUAAUUGUGAGAUUGGGGCUCAGCCAAGAGAGAAACAAUUAGAGGUCACUUCUGUCCUAAAUGUUAAAUAUUUCUAAUACAAAGUAGUUCACAGUGUCAUUCUAUUCAUCUGUGUGUGGUUAGAAUCAUCCAGAGCAAUCUUUCUUGGCCUGUAGACCAUAAAUUUGUGGGAGGUUCUUACUUCAGAGACUACAGAACAGCAUCUACAAAAGGUAACUGAGAAAAACAAGUGUGUUGUUUUUCUCAGAAGACUUUACAACAAAGGGUUUAAAUCUGUUAUAAGCCACUCAACACAUCUUGAAAAUUUUCAGAACUGAAUUCUGGAACAUGGGCAAUGCUGGAAUACACUAAUAUAAAUCGGUUUUAUUUUC
Melozone crissalis (California towhee) is the source of this 1400-nucleotide messenger RNA. RefSeq names its product TP53 regulating kinase (gene TP53RK). Bases 16 to 876 code for a protein of 286 amino acids. The record is from RefSeq and is a predicted model, not a curated record. Gene Ontology annotation, molecular function: ATP binding; protein serine/threonine kinase activity. NCBI's taxonomy places the organism in Eukaryota, Metazoa, Chordata, Aves, Passeriformes, Passerellidae. Gene Ontology annotation, cellular component: nucleus; EKC/KEOPS complex; cytosol. The transcript has 2 exons. Gene Ontology annotation, biological process: protein phosphorylation.